Molecule: messenger RNA, 2911 nt
Organism: Colletotrichum acutatum
Lineage: Eukaryota; Fungi; Ascomycota; Sordariomycetes; Glomerellales; Glomerellaceae
Product: geranylgeranyl pyrophosphate synthase
Exons: 3
Coding region: 282-2543 (753 amino acids)
Biological process (GO): isoprenoid biosynthetic process
Molecular function (GO): prenyltransferase activity
Source: RefSeq, a predicted model, not a curated record
UGCGAUGGUGAUGGUGUCUCGUUAUCGGCUAAGCCCACCGAGACCUAAAUCACCCACAUGCCAGGCCCAGAACGUGGGCUUAUCUCAGCCUAUUCGGUAGCAGCUGUUGACGCGGCAGACAACUAUCAACCAAGUCGAGCAAGGUAACAGGAUAAUGCUAGUAUCUAAACUCGAAGAAAGCACAACAAGGUGGUUGGCUCUGCUGCCCUCAUAUAUUCAUUUCAUCUUCGGACACGGGUAAUUGAACUUUUGCGAAGCAUUUCAUCCUGCUUUUACCAAUUAUGGGUCCCUUACUGUAUCAAUCGAGACACGUACCGGCGGAGGAAGCUCGAGAGACGGGUUGCUUUACAACCCUUCCGAUCCGAGUUCAUCCACGGGACGACCUCGCUGAUGCAGCCAGCCGGCGGUUUGUCGGGGACUGGGCCAGGGAAAUGGGAGAUGGCCGAGAGAAAAAGACUUGCUUCUCUUUUUCGCCUGUAGGCAACUGGUCUUCUCUCAUUUACCCUGAAGCCAUUCCCGAGCGUCUGGGAGUCUUGGCAUAUCUUUCAGAUUUGGGUUUGAUUCAUGACGACACUGGGGAGGGUCUCAGCAUCGAGGAAGCGCAAGCCGAGCACAAUGAGCUUCAUGCUGCCUUGAACCCAGACGACAAGAGCAGUCUGGAUCCUGACUCAAGGGCAAUGAAGACCAAGAAGCUCGUUUCACAGUGCAUGCUCGAGUGUAUCAACCUCGACCAUGAGCUUGGGUUGAAUAUGCUCGCUGCCUUUCGUGAUGUUUGGCUCGCUAUCAGCGAGAAGAACAGCGACAAGGAGGCACAGACAUUGGAAGAAUAUCUCCAAUACCGCAGUGACAACGGCGGCAUGCUAGUUUUCUGGCCAAUGCUGCAAUUCAGCUUGGGCAUAUCCCUCUCGGAAGCGGAGCACGAGCUCGUGCAGCCCAUCAUUGACGCGGCCACUGAAGGUCUUUUACUGGCGAAUGACUACUUCAGCUGGGAGCGCGAACUGAGAGAACUCCAGUCCGGUCAGUCUAAGAGGAUCGUGAGCGCCGUGGAGCUGUUUGCCCGAACAAUGGGACUUUCGGUUGAGGAUGCCAAGGAGGCGGUCAAAUCCAGGAUCAUCAAGUCAGAAAAUGAUUUCUGUCAACGCCGCGAUGAUCUCUACAAAGCUCAACCCAAAAUAUCAUUGAAGUUGAGAAGAUGGAUUGAUUGCGCUGGCCUAGCGGUCUCAGGAAACCACUAUUGGUGUUCUGCUUGUCCGAGACAAAACGCGUGGAAGAACGAAACACUCUCAAAUGGCCAGAACGGCCAAGGUAUUGAUCGAAUUCACAACGAAAACGGGUUCAAGACUGUGCCCAUCACUAAUGAAACUGCUACCAAUCUUCAAAGCAACGACAUCGAGAUUCUCUCGAACGGUAACGGGGGUAACGCCAUCAUCAACGGAAACGGUGUCAAAACUGUUGCCAAUGGCAACGGAGUCAAAAGAAAACUCUCACAGUACGGAAUGGCAAGUCCAGAACAAGAACCAUGUGUUCGGAAAAAGAGAAGCAGGGACAUAGAUGUUUUAUGUCAAAACCACGACAUUCAAACGGUCUCCCAGUACGCCUAUUACAAACCGUCCAACCUGGCCAUGGAUGCGCCGGCAGUCUACAUCUCAGGAAUGCCUUCCAAAGGUGUCCGCGGCACCUUGAUUGAUGCUCUCAACACCUGGCUACACGUGCCUUUAGCAGCGGUCAAGACAAUCACGUCAGUUGUAAACCUGUUGCACAAUGCAUCACUCAUUUUGGACGACCUGGAAGACAACUCUCCACUCAGGCGGGGGCUCCCAUCAGCCCACGUCAUCUUCGGGCAAGCCCAGUCCAUCAACAGCGCAAACUUCAUGUUCGUCAGAGCAGUACAGGAAGUAGCUCAGAGUCUCAGCCCAGCUGCGAUGACAGCAGUGCUUGAAGAGCUUGAAGGCCUCUACCUCGGGCAAAGCUGGGACCUGUACUGGAAGUUCAACCUGGCAUGCCCUACCGAGGCCGAGUACGUCAACAUGAUUGACCACAAGACCGGCGGCAUGUUCAGAAUGCUGCUACGGGUCAUGCAGGCCGAGAGCACAGCUACGGAAACGCCAGGCCUCGACUUCGAGCGGCUGACUCUGCUUUUCGGGCGCUUCUUCCAGAUACGCGACGACUACAUGAACUUCGGAGACUACGCGGCCCAAAAGGGUCUCUGCGAGGACCUUGACGAGGGCAAGUUCUCGUACCCCAUCGUCUACUGCCUCGCCAACCACCCAGAAUAUCGCGGGCACAUCCUUGGCGUGUUCAGGCAGCGACCGACGGUAGCCACGACUACCGCUUCUCCGCUUUCCAAGGAGAGCAAGGCGCAUCUGGUGAGCUGCUUACGCAAGUGUGGAGCGUUUGAGAAGACGCUCGACUGCUUGCGGGACGUUGAGCGGGAGCUGGAGUCGGAAAUCGACCGACUGGAGCAUUUGACGGGAGAAGCCAACCCCAUGCUCCGCCUGUGCCUUGCAAAGCUAAGCACAAAGGGGAUUGCCACGUUGGGAUAGAUAGACGAGUUGGAUGGAUCGCGGAUUUGUGACACAUGCUGUGUGACGACCCCUCUAUUGGUCAUUUUCUUCGUGUUGGAUGUCGAUACAACGUUGAUUUAGCGCUUACAGCAUAUGUCUCUCGUUAUCCUAUUGAGAAAUACCAUCCUAUCUUUCGCUUCAGACAGAAUUAUUUCGACGUGGCCCGUGAACGCCACCAUGCUUAGCUAGCAGGAUAAACCCGCAAACAGCUCUGGUCCAUACACCGCCGUCAUUGGACCCGUUUGCGCGGCGAAGGAUGCGCCAAAUUCAGAAUCCUUCAGGGGUCGGGCCGUUGGAGAAAGGACUACUGCACGUUAGAUCCUAAUGACACCCAUCUGCAUCGCGUG